Molecule: messenger RNA, 927 nt
Organism: Dictyostelium purpureum
Lineage: Eukaryota; Evosea; Eumycetozoa; Dictyosteliales; Dictyosteliaceae
Exons: 2
Coding region: 1-927 (308 amino acids)
Source: RefSeq, a predicted model, not a curated record
AUGUCAGAUCCAGCCCAAGUCCCAAAGAAAAGAAUUGUUCCAAAUCAUAUUGGUCCAUUACCAUCCACAAUAACCCAUCCACAACAACCACAAACACAACAACCACCACCACCACAACAACAACAACAACAACAACAACAACAACAACAACAACAACAACAACAACAACAACAACAACAACAACAACAACAACAACAACAACAACACUUGCAACCACAAUACCAAUCACAACAACCUAUAAAAUACCCAAUUCAUCAAGAAUACCAACCAUCAUAUUUAGAUUUAGAAGCAGUUGGAUUAUCAAAUAUUACACCAAUUAUAGAUCGUGUGGCAUUUAUUCCAACAUCACCAUAUAAUAGUGAAAUAUUUGACAAAGAUACCAAAAGGUCAUUAACCGAUGAUUUUGUUAAACUUAUGACAAAAUUAGAUGUUAGUACAGAUGUUGGUGAAGAAACCAAUACUAUUGGAGACAGUAAUAAUAUAAGUGGUAAUGGCGCUGAAAUUAAUGUUGAAAGCUCCGAUAGCGAGGAUGAUGAAGAUGAUGAAGACGAAGAAGAUGAUGAACUUACAACAAUCAAAGAAGGAGAUGAAGAAAUUGUGGUCGCAGUUAAUAAAGAAUAUGAAAAGAACGAAGAGGAAGAAGAUCCAGAGCCAAUUACUUUUGAUCAAGAUGAUUUAACAACAAAUGAAAAAAUGGUAGAAAUUCAUAAAAAAGUUAAAGAAAGAAACAAUCGUCAAAGAACCCUAAGAGAGUUAAAACUAAAUCAAAUGUUUGAUUCAAUUACAUUAGGUGCUCCAGCUCCUUACAUCACCCCAACUAAAUUUACAAAAAGAAGAAAGAAGGAAGGUGAAGAGGAAGAAGAAGAACAAUUACUUUCUUCAAAAGAAGUUGCCAUUGAGAGAACCGGUUUUUUUUACUCCAUCUAA